Molecule: messenger RNA, 2762 nt
Organism: Orbicella faveolata
Lineage: Eukaryota; Metazoa; Cnidaria; Anthozoa; Scleractinia; Merulinidae
Product: acyl-coenzyme A synthetase ACSM4, mitochondrial-like
Biological process (GO): acyl-CoA metabolic process; fatty acid biosynthetic process
Cellular component (GO): mitochondrial matrix
Molecular function (GO): fatty-acyl-CoA synthase activity; fatty acid ligase activity
Source: RefSeq, a predicted model, not a curated record
CAGACAGACAGACAGUCGAACCUCUGCAUACGGACACCUCUCUAAUACGGACAGUUUCCUAUGUACCGAACAACUUUCUCAUACGUUUCCUCUAAAAAUACCUAUAAUACGGACCCUCUCUAAAACGGACAAUGGACACUAAAUCUCGGCCCUAGGGAGCAAAUUCAUGACAAAUUUAACCUCUUUAUUGCGGCCACUCCGGGAACCAGGUAUCGAUAAUUUGCGGUAUGCACCAUUUCCUGUCGGCGGUUACACAAACAUUCACACGAAUUGACACCAACACAGGAACUUGUCAAAAUGUCACUUUUGGGCCUGAUUUUAGUUACUUGACACUCUAAACUGUCAGUGGAGAUUUAAAAAUGGCGUCAUCAUAGUGAUCUCCCCAAUGCGGACACCUCUCUAAUACGGACACUACGCUCUGUCCCCUCAGUGGACGUAUUAGAGAGGUUCGACUCUACGUACAUAUUAUUGAAGCUCUCUUUACAGUCUGCUGUCCGUUAUGUCCUUUAAGUUCUUGUCAAGCGUGUUCCAUUGUGCAGCUUCCCUAAAUGCGAACAAUCUCUGCCCUGUUUUCAGUCUGAAUCUUGGCAGGCUUAGAUCUUCGUAAAAUCUUCGCGUGAAUUUUUCAUUUAGGUAGUUUGGGGCCUGCCCAUUUAGACACUUGUGUACCAUCAUGAUGUAAUUUAAAACAUGAUUAAUUUGUCGGCUACGGUAAGCCGUUUAAGGGUUCUCAGACCUUCGGAAAUCUGGUCAUACUUUCUGAAGCCAAGACUAUUCGAGUAGCAAACAUGCUGACAGACCGACCGAAGACAGACAGACAGACAGAAAGACAGGCGGAAAAGACAAAAAUAAACAAAUAUCAUUUUCUUCUUAGCUUGUUCGUGUUCUUUAUGUGGUUCUUCCUCUUGUUCGUCAUCUUGUCCUUUCUCUUGUUCGUCAUCAUCAUCAUCAUCAUCAUCAUCAUCAUCUUGAGUUGUUGCCUUUGUUUGUCUGACUCAGUGACUGUCUUCUACAGACCUGGGAUUGGAAUUAUCCAGUCAGAUCUAUGCUGGUUUCACAGUUCAACUGGUUGGGCUGUACUUCUUGUCUCGGCCAUAUCAUCAUGGUCUGCUGGCGCAGGCAUCUUUGCCCAUUACAAAGACAUAGAAGCCAGAGAAGCGUUAGAAAUUCUCCAAACGUUUCCCAUUACGUCUGUCUUCUUCUUACCACGUAUCUACAUCGGUGCAGUAAAAGAGGACCUCAAAAGCUUCCACUUUCCAAGUUUAAGUAGUUGCAUUACAACUGGUGAACCAAUGAACAAAGAAGUCAUGCUCAAAUGGAAAGAAAAAACUGGGAUUGACCUCAGAGAAGCUUAUGGGCAAACAGAACUGGGUCCGAUAACCUGCACACCAAGGAAUGGGGAGCACCGAAUUGGUUCCGUGGGUCCAGCAUGCCAUGGCGUGGAUGUGGUAGUUAUUGAUGAUAACAACCAAGAACUGUGUCCAGGAAAAAUUGGAAAGAUUGUAGUCCGUGUGAAACCUUAUCGUCCGGUGGGAUUGUUUAGUCGUUAUGUGGACGAUGCUGAAAAAACAGCAGCUCGUUUUUCAGGAGACUUCUACAUCACAGGUGAUCUUGGCUAUAAAGACGAAGACGGUUACUUCUGGAUUGUAGGACGAACCGAUGACAUCAUCUUUGUUAACGGCGUCAAUAUAAAUCCAUACAUUGUCGAGAAAUGUCUAAUUUCACACCAAGCAGUUUUGGAGUGUGCUGUGGUCAGCAGUCCUGACCCACUUGGACAGACGUCAGUGAAAGCAUUUGUCGUGUUGUCCAGUGAUUUUAAGAACAAAGAACAAGGUGAGAUGAUAAAGGAACUGCAAGAUUACGUGACAAAGAAGACAGGAGCCUGGAUGAGCCCAAGGGAGAUAGAAUUUGUGGAUGCCUUUCCUACUACGCUAAAUGGCAAGGUCAAUCGAAACCACCUUAAACAAAAGGAGUGGAACCAGUGAUCGCAUGGGAACGGAAUCAAGCGCUAUUAGGAUGCUUAGAUUUCGACGUUGCAAACAAAAACUUUUAAUACCGAGAAAGAAACUCACUUCAUCUAACUACUAGUUGUCGUCCCCAGAGCCACCCGUUCUUCUCAGCCGGCGGGACCUUGACACGAGUGAAAUGUGGCUCUGGAGACACAGGCUUGAUUGGCUAGAUUCUUAGAAUACGAUUUUUGUUAAUUCAAUAUUCAGAAAUGAUCUUUUUGUAGCUUGAUCAGAAACUGAAUCGCUUUUGCCAAUAAGGCAAAUAUCCCCUACACCCGCCUCCAUCCUUACAUAUUGAAUUGCUGAAGGGAGAGAAAAUUAAAUGUAAAAUUUAAUUUUUUAGAAAUGUUUCCGAGACACUAUGGACCGUUAUUACAUAUUUUGAAAAGUGUUCAGAAUUUUUCAAUUUAACAGCAAAUCGCACAAAUAUUGAAGAUCCGAUACCAGGAUUCAUUAUAAAAGAGGUAAAAAACGUUCUCUGGUAAAAUUGUUCAAAGUUGUGAGCUUUCAACAGCCAGUCUGCUGUCUUCGACGGACAAAAAUGAAAUGAUAAAAUAGACCUAAAAAUUUUUUUGGAAUAUAACAAGCGAAUGGCAUAUAUUAAAUAGAAUAUAAAUAGAAUGUUAUAUUGUCCCGGCAGAGGGCACGAAUUGUUGUCGGCCUCGGCCGUUUUCGCUGUGUGCCAGGAUUCCAGCGUCUUUCUAAUGCGGCUGUUGCCUUUGUCAAUUAUCUCAGCAUUGUUAAAGUCGAUGG